This is a messenger RNA of Caenorhabditis sp. 36 PRJEB53466, 838 nucleotides long. The record is from the annotation of a GenBank genome assembly. NCBI's taxonomy places the organism in Eukaryota, Metazoa, Nematoda, Chromadorea, Rhabditida, Rhabditidae.
AUGAUGACCAAGCUUCAAGUCAACUCUUCUGAAAAAUCCGGUGCUUCCAAAACAAGAAAGGAAAAGAGUUGCGAGAAAGAACACCGUCGAACCCAAAACAUCAAUGGAGCUUUCGCCAACCUGCAACAGUGAGUUUCCUCUUCUCAAUCAGCUAUCAGAAGUACACAUAUUUCCUAUUUCCAGGCACAUUCCGUACCUGCGACCGGAAGAAAGAAGGCAACUGCCGAAGAUAAAAACACUCCGGCUGGCCAUGCAAUACAUCGAUCACCUCAAUAAACUUCUGAGCGGCAACGAAGUGGUACAUUUGCAACUGAAUAUGUACAUACUAAUCGCACCAUUUUCGUUACAGAUGGAGACCGAUUGCGAGGAGACACGUCCUCUGACUCAUUCCGACUUCCGUCAGGCGAUUUGUAGUGAAAUGCGGGUCAAAAACAGCUACCGGGAACGAGCUCACUCUCAGGAAUUGGAUGCGGCUACUGUGCAACGGAUUUUGGCGAGAGAAGAGCAGAGAACACGCCGGCUCCAUGUCAAUUCAACUGAUAAUGAAGGUGAGUGGCUUACUUCUCAAAAAAAGAGCAAGUGAAAACUAUAGGUUUUUACAGAUUUCUCCCCGCGACCGCUUGGUCCUCACUCGAACAGUUGCGUCAACAGCAGCCAGAUCCCCAGCAACCAGUACAUGACCUUCGGAACACCGGUCUAUUCCAAUGUUCCUGGAAACUCAACAAUAUAUUCACAAAGUCCUGAGUCCCAACCAAUGUAUCCAGAUUCCUCUCCUCAGUCGGUAGAGAACUAUUCUCAUUACAUACCAACCAACUUUUUUCCUCAUCCUUUCCACUAA